Molecule: messenger RNA, 1536 nt
Organism: Pollicipes pollicipes
Lineage: Eukaryota; Metazoa; Arthropoda; Thecostraca; Pollicipedomorpha; Pollicipedidae
Product: peptidyl-prolyl cis-trans isomerase FKBP10
Exons: 6
Coding region: 130-1125 (331 amino acids)
Biological process (GO): protein peptidyl-prolyl isomerization
Cellular component (GO): endoplasmic reticulum
Molecular function (GO): peptidyl-prolyl cis-trans isomerase activity
Source: RefSeq, a predicted model, not a curated record
UCCGCCGCCGGCCGCGCCGCGGCGCUCCUGCUGCUCUGCGCCCUGUCCGCCGCCCAGCAGCUGGACGUGCAGACCGUGUCGGGGCCGACGCAGUGCGCGGCGCGCUCCCGGCCCGGUGAUGUGCUGGCCAUGCACUACACGGGCACGCUGCAGGACGGCACCCAGUUCGACUCGAGCCGCGGCCGCAAGCCGUUCGAGUUUGAACUCGGCGCGGGCAAGGUGAUCAAGGGCUGGGACCAGGGCCUGGUCGGCAUGUGCGUCGGCGAGAAGAGGAAGCUCACCAUUCCACCGAGUCUCGGGUACGGAGAUCGCGGUGCCGGAGGCGUCAUCCCACCCGGGGCCACCCUUCUGUUUGACGUGGAGCUGUUGGAGAUCAACCCCCAGGCCAAGCCCGAGCUGAAGAUUCGCCGUGUUUUUUCGCCGGAGAGCUGCCCAGUCAAGUCGAAGAACGGUGACAAGCUGGGCAUGCACUACACGGGCACCCUGACGGACGGCACUAAGUUUGACUCUAGUCGGGACCGCAAUCAGGUGUUCGAGUUCACGCUGGGCGCCCGCCAGGUGAUCACCGGCUGGGACCUGGGCCUGACAGGCAUGUGUGCCGGCGAGAAACGCCAGCUGACCAUCCCGCCCGGGCUGGCCUACGGAGAGAAGGGGGCCGGCGGCGUCAUCCCGCCUGGAGCCACACUCAACUUCGACGUGGAGCUGGUCACCAUCAACGGACAGGGCGCCGCCCCCGCCGCUACGCCCACCCCCGCCCCCGCCCCUGCUCCAGCACCAGCACAGCAGGGUGCGAGCGACAAACUGCAGAUUCGGCGCGUGUCUGGGCCGCGCAACUGCCGCAGGAAGACCACCGCCGGCGACGUCGUCUCCAUGCACUACACAGGCACGCUGACGGAUGGCACCAAGUUUGACUCGAGCCGGGACCGCGGCACACCGCUCGAGUUCACGCUCGGCAGAGGUCAGGUGAUUGCCGGCUGGGACCGCGGUCUGCUCAACAUGUGUCCGGGCGCGCGGCGCCAGCUGACCAUCCCGCCGCGGCUGGCGUACGGCGAUCGUGGCGCAGGCAACGUCAUACCACCCGGCGCCACGCUACUCUUCGACGUCGAGCUGGUGGAGAUCAAGUAGAUGCGACACAGAGACUGCGGAAGGCGAGCCGGUGCGACGACGCCUGGAGGAGGCGUCAAAUCAUGUUGUGUUCGACUGCUGUGACUACCCCGCUGGAUUCUGAGUUGCGCAUGCGCGGACGAACGGCCGGAGCUCAUCCAGUGGGGAAGUUGUGAACUACCGGCAACAUAGAUGGCACCGCUGUCAGGAUGCAUUGCUCCGCAUUUUAGCGCCUGGCACAGCCAACUAGGGGAUUUUUGAUUUUUUUAUUCGUCGUCGUUAUUUUGGAUAUGGCUAAGCAGGACGACGUGUUAAAAGGCCCAGAACCAGCCGCGCCGCGUGCGUAUCCUUUGCGUGACACCACGCUGGCUCGUGAGCCAUGUAUUCGAGGUAGACAACGAUGCAAUGAUCUCGAAAAUAUAUUAACGUCUU